AUGAUGACUCACCAUCCGGAAAAUUCUUCCAACCACAACAACACUUUGGGUUCGUCCAACAAUGAUUUUUUCAUUCCAGAACCACCUACACUCAUCAUUCGACCUAACAAGGCUUCUCCAAAACAACCCACUACAGCUACAACACUUUCCACCUCAUCUCCCAUUCCAUUGGAUGACUUGAAUGGACUCGUGCAAGAGUUGAAUAAACAACAGCAUCAUCAUCAUCAUCACGAGGAUGACUUGUUGAACUUGAACACCUCGACAACACCCGCAACAGCAACCACUCCAACCACAGCACUUUUGAAUCAACUCACUUCCUAUAUAAAUGCUACCUCAGCCUCGACAGGAGCUUCACAGUCUUCUCAACCACUCUACAACUCAAUGGAUGAACAUCAUCAUCGUAUGGAUACGUUUGAAUUAUCAUCUGCCACAACACCAACCACUGCAAGUGCUAAUUUCCUUCUUUCCACUCCAACACUCUCUCCAAGUACUUCGGGUGGAUUUGGGUUAAUCAUUGGUGGUACCAAUAACAGUAAUCCUCACGAUGAUAUCAUGAAUAAUCACAACAACGGAUUCAAUCAUAACACUUCGAAUCACCACUUAUUUGAUAAACAAGUGGAUAGAAUCAAAACGAGUUCGAGCUCCAUCUUCUUGACGAGUGUAAAUACACCAACGAGUGUGAAUGGAUUACUGAAUUCUCCUGCUGACUUGGACUUUUUAACUUCAAACACCAACACUGGUACCAACAAUGGAAAUGCCAUUCCUUGGUUGCAACAUGAUAACUCGACACAACAAGCAACACCACACGAUGUUUUUGAAUGUGAAACUCAUACUCCCUAUCAAGUCAUUCAAAAUAACAUGCAAAUGGUCGAGUCCUUGACUGAAAUGUCAGCCAUGACAGCAUCCUCAUCGGCACCAAAUACCAUGAUGAUCAUGUCUGGCGGUGUUAAUACUGUGGCGACUGCUGUCAAUACUUUGAAUAGUACUAAUCCUCUCCAACUUCCAGGUGGUAGUGUAAUUUCCACUCCACAACAACCCAUUCCUUUAAAUUCAAUGGGCAUGAACACAACACCUACUACUCUCUUUCAUUCAACUUCUAAUAACAACAACAAUGGAGCUUCCAUUUUGGGAGUUUUACUGAACGCCAAAAAGAUGUGUCCACCCAUGAUGAUGACUGCACAAGCACCUCCAUCUCUUCAUAACAUGCCUGCUGCUGCAAAUAUCAUGAUGGCAGCAUCUGCCAUGAACAAUGCAACUUCACAAUUGUCUCCUCCUUCAUCUCAGGUCGUGGUACCACCAUCGAAUACGACCACUGGUGGUAGUAUGGUGUUAAUGAAUCAACUCUCACCACGAGGAGGUGCAGUGAAUUGCAGUAAUAAUAACAAUGGUGGCGGAGGUUUGCAACAAGUGAUGGGAUCAUCCUCUUCUCCAUCACAGCAACAACAACCCAUUAUUCCACAACAACAAAUGCAUGUACUACCUCCUUCUACCUCUACUGCUGCUACUGCUUCGAAUACCACCACCACAACCACAACAACUAUGAUCGCCUCUAAUGUCACCACAAAUGCUAACAACAAUACUAAGAAGAAUUUCUCAUCGUCGUCUCAACAAAAUCACUUGAUGAUGGAUGCCUUCUCAACCAAUACGAGUCAAACUUCUUCCAGUGCUCAAUCAAACACUACUAAGGGCUUCUUCAACACCAAACUCAAUCCAGCAAACUUUUACUAUGGUACCAGUGGUUUCUUGAAAUUUCAUGAUUACUCAACAAAAAUUUCAAAGAAAUCGUCGAAUAGAAUUCAAAAGUCGAACAAGAUGAAAAACGCCCUUGCUGUCAAUAACAACACUAGUGCUGCUCAAGGAGCUAACAAUGUUCCAAUUGAACAAGGCAACUCUACAUCAUUUCAAAACAACAACAAUUCAAUGAUGAUGUAA
Messenger RNA from Naegleria lovaniensis, 1932 nucleotides. RefSeq lists its product as uncharacterized. The transcript has a single exon. Lineage: Eukaryota; Heterolobosea; Eutetramitea; Acrasida; Naegleriidae. The record is from RefSeq and is a predicted model, not a curated record. The coding region runs from base 1 to 1932 and encodes 643 amino acids.